This is a messenger RNA of Funneliformis caledonium, 1080 nucleotides long. The record is from the annotation of a GenBank genome assembly. Lineage: Eukaryota; Fungi; Glomeromycota; Glomeromycetes; Glomerales; Glomeraceae.
AUGACAAUACGAUGUGAAACAGCUAUUUUAUUCUUGUCAUUUAUCAAUAUGGUUAAUCUCGAUAACAACCUUCACGAACAUGUUUCAAUAAAUGAUAGAAUUUCUGAAAAUUUUCCCGAUACAAAUGUUCACGCUAUCUCAGUUGAUUAUGAGGAAACUCCAAGCAAAAGAUUUCUGCUUAAAAAUAAGAUGACCUCUCAUGGAUUGGCAGUGGUUAUUCUUCAUGCUUACAACAACCACCAACAUUUACGUUUAUCGCCUGAUGAUAUCUGGUUAACCAUCGCACAAGGAGUUAGUCAUCAUAUUAAUUAUAAUGCAGAAAAAUUUCGUUAUUAUUUUGUUAAUCAUGAAGGCAAAAAAGAGAUAAGUAUUUCAGUCGAUGAUAUUUUAACCCAUAACUUUUCUAGAAUUGAGGGAGAUUGGCCUGAAGCGGUAAAUAGAUUGGUCGUGAAAACUGAUCAAGCUGUAGAGAAAAUGGAUAUAAAAUCCCUUUUAGAAUGUGAUUUUUCUACUACAACAAAAAAUUCGCUUACCGCUAGUCGUAUCGUUCUUUUGGAUAUGGUUAAAGCAUAUUUUUCAUAUAAAAUGCAUUUUUGCUGCGGAAUUCCUAAAGUUACUCUCGAGGGUACUUUAGAAGAUUGGGAAAAGGUACAAGAAAAGGUCAUUCAAUUACGACGAUUAAAUUUAGAUCUCGAUUUUUGGUUGGAUAGAUUGGAGCCAGUUAUUUGCAAGUUGAUUGAAACCUAUAAAGGUGAAGUGGAUGAAGUGUUCUGGUCAAUGAUAGCCUCGCAACGAUCGUUUUGUUCAGGCCCUAGUAAUAUUAGUGGAUGGAUGAUGGCUUUUUAUCCUUAUGAAAAGAAUGGAACAAAGUUAACUCGUGAUUCAAUUGAACCGGAUGAAAUUCCUGAUGGAAGGGUUGCAGUCCCAUUUACAACUAAUACUGGUUUAUGUUUAAAAUUCAUUGCCGGAUUUUUGGGUGCGCAACAAGAAUUUCUCGAGAAUUCUAAUGAAGUGGUUGUCUCGCCGAUGAUUGGUUGGUUCGUCAUUGACGAUAAAACUGCGGAAGAGGACGAUUGUUAA